This is a messenger RNA of Sapajus apella (tufted capuchin), 1780 nucleotides long. It is a transcript of the gene CUNH20orf96, whose product is annotated as chromosome unknown C20orf96 homolog. The record is from RefSeq and is a predicted model, not a curated record. The coding region runs from base 628 to 1719 and encodes 363 amino acids. The transcript has 11 exons. Lineage: Eukaryota; Metazoa; Chordata; Mammalia; Primates; Cebidae.
AAUCUUUCUAAAUAGAAGAAACUUAAACAAAUGUUGGUAUACGGAUGAUACAAAGGAGAGGGAAAAGAGGAUGACGUAGGAGAAAACGGGGAAAACUGCUCGGCCAAUAUCUUUGAGAAAAUGAGAGCAUAGGAUUUAGUGCAUACAUGUAGGAAUUGGUCUUAGUAGGCAGUUUACACGUAGGUACAGGAGGGAGGCAAGUAGGCGAGUAAAUGGUGCUGUCAACUUGUGGGUUUACUGAUUCCCACAAUUUUCUUGGUAAAAUUGGAAGCAAAGUCGUUAGCCAAGAGUGAGGAUGGCGAAGGAAGUGAUGAAGGUUUGAUGAGAAUGGAGAAAUAUAAUAUUUUAGGAUUAUAGGCCGAACAAACUGAAGGGAAUUCUAUACCAAAUUGAAAAGCGGGCCGAGCUAGAUUUUGCCUUGAGAGGUUAGUCCCUCUAGGCGCUCGGUAGCUGGCGUCGCGUUUCCUUGGAGACCGAGACACUAGCAAAAGCAUCGGGUCUCGGCAAGUUUUAAGUGGCCUGGGUUACCGCGCGAUCUACACUGAGACAAGGAAGUUGGAAAAGCCGCGUAGGCGUUCUAGAAGAUCAGGGUCUCACAGACUCGCAACUUCUUUUCCAUUUUCCCCAAUGGCGCAUGUCUUACAAAAACCCAAGCACUCUGGGACUUACUCCACAGUCCACGAGUUCCAGGUUAAGGAUUAUGUACUAUGGCAGCAGUCCAAACAGAAAACCAAGCCAUCUACUCUGCCUCCGGUCCGACAAGCCAACAGCCUUAAAACAAGCAAAAUGAAGACUCUGACUAGGGUCCAACCAGUGUUGCAAUCCAUGCCCACUAUGGUGGUGACAAGCCACCAGCCAAAGAAUCCACGAGAACUGCAUAGAAGGCAGAAGUUGGACCCUGGGAAGAUGCAGGUCAAAAUCCGGUUAAUGAAGACGAUGCUCAGGAACCGUCAGACCUCUCUGCGAGAGCUCCAAAGCCAUGAGAACUUCCUCGCCAAGUUCAACGAGGAGCUGAUCGAGAGCAUCCAGGACAUGGAGAACCGCACGGCCCUGAAUGUGCGGGCCAUGCUGCAACAGCAGGACAUCCUGACGACCGUCAUCGACAUCUUGGAGUACUUAAACAAGAAGAGGCUGCAGCAAUUGAAGUCUGAGCUCCAGGAGUGGGAGGAAAAGAAGAAAUGGAAGACGAGCUAUCUGGAGCAGCAGGUGGAGCAGCUGAAUGCCAAGAUCGACAAGACCCAGGAGGAUGUGAAAUUCCUGAGCACUUACAUGGACCAUGAGUAUUCCAUCAAGUCUGUCCAGAUCGCCACCCUUGAACGCCAGCUGCAGGAGGUUAAGGACAGCCAGCAGGAUGAGCUGGAUGACCUCAGUGAGAUGCACAGAAAGGUCCUGAAGUCCUUGUCCGACAAGAUUCAGAAGGAGGAGAAAAAAGUUCUGAGUUCUCUGGUGGCAAAAACCCAGCGUCCUCAUGAGAAGGCUCUUCUACAGAUGGUUUGGGAAAGCCAGGCCUCGCUGAAAUGCAUUCACAGGUUCAGAAAAUUUAUUGGCCAGUUUGAGGAGAAUAUGCCUGUAUUAAGGGCCGAGGUAGAAGAGCUCCAGGCCCAGAUCCGGGAACCCCGAGAGGUCAUAUUUGAGGAUGUUCUGCUUCGGAGACCCAAGUGCACCCCAGACAUGGACGUCAUCCUCAACAUUCCUGCGGAAGAGCCAUUACCCUUCUAGAUGGCAGUGCCAUGGGCCUCCCCUCCCCUCCCCUGCCCUCCUGCUCUCUUUCCAGCACCUG